This is a messenger RNA of Nematocida ausubeli, 216 nucleotides long. RefSeq lists its product as uncharacterized. The transcript has a single exon. NCBI's taxonomy places the organism in Eukaryota, Fungi, Microsporidia. The record is from RefSeq and is a predicted model, not a curated record. Bases 1 to 216 code for a protein of 71 amino acids.
AUGGGUAUUAAUAUAUGGAGGCACGCUGGAUUUCUUAAAGAAAUGACAGCGGCAGAAGCCAUGUCCAUUCUUGGAGUCUUUGCCCUAAAAAGGUCUAGCAUAGACACAAACUACAGAAUGCUUGUUCGGGCAAACCAUCCAGACUCAGGCGGAAGCGAUUACUUAUCCCAGAAGGUAAAUGAAGCACGGGAGUUGCUAUUAAGAAACAUGAAGUAG